AUGGCUCACCACCACCACGCUCACAGGCAUCUCGCGCCUCGCAACCCCGGUUUCUGGGACAAUGUUGGCGAUAAAUUCGAGGAACUGAAUCCCUUCGCCUCCAAUGAUGAGGGCACGGGAAGCAAUGGAGGUAAUCUCAAAAUCAGACAGGACGACGACGAUGAUGAUGCCACGCCCACACAGCGCGCUAAUACGAAGCAAGGCGGCUCGACUGUUAUCAAAACAAUCUACCAGACUGUUACCGGUGACGACGCUGUCGCCGCCCCUACGAGCACCACCUCUAGGAAGCUGAUUGUCGCCCAAUCACCUAUCCCCGAGAGGCCGAAAUCGACGACAGCUGACUCCGCUGGGACUACUAUUGCCCGGGCCGGUGCGCCGAUCAUGGUGACGGCCGCCAGUUCAUCGCCCAUCGCCAAUGCUGCGUCGAAUUCGCCACUUCCCUCGGUCAUCGAGGACUCCUUGACCGAGAGCAUCCAAACCACGCUCGCCAUCGCGACGGACGCGCCCACUUUUGCAAAGUCCGCCCAGGCCACCGCCACUGCAGAUAAUGCCAGCACCAUCUCCAGCGCUUCUCCUAGCGCAACGUCAACCACUGAUGAGUCGACCAGCAACGAGACCAGCGGUGCCGCAAAGGCUGGCAUUGCCAUUGGUGUACUGGCCGGUGUCCUGGUGGUCUUUUUGCUCGUCUUCUUCCUCUUCAACCGUCGCAAGAAGCAGAUGGAGCAGCAUCGCCUGGCCGACGAGGAUGAGAAGAGCCAUGGGUUCGGAGCCGUCGACGCCGCCGUCAGUAGCCAGAACCCCCGCGCUCCCCGCAUCAGUCUCCGCCCCGUCACCCAGUUCCUUCCCAACUUGAACCUCGACAAGCGCGCCAGCAGGGGGCCUGCCAUUAAUAUGAAUGCCAAUCUGGCUCCCGCUGCCGCUGCUCUGGGUCUUCGUAACCCUGGCCAAUCCGCUUGGGACAGACCGGCAACGAACCAGAGCUCGAACCCCGCGAAUCCCUUCGGUUCUCAGGCCGAGAGAAUCAAUGGCCCCAUUGCCGAGGAGUCUGUCAGCCCCGUAAGCCUCAACGAGAAGCCCCUUCCCAGUGUCGUCGAACCUGCUCCGGGCACUGCCAUGAGUGAGCCCCCUGCCCACACCGGUGCCAACGGUGCCGCUAUUGCUGCAGGCGCCGCGACAGUUGGUGCCGGAGCUGUCGCUGCUGGAGGUCUGGCUCGUAAGGCGUCGACCCGCAAGGAUGGUCCCAAGGCACUCGAUCUGACGCUGCCUGCGCCUCCUGCCCCCUUGUCUACUAUCCCUGCUUCGCCCUCCGGAACCACGUUCAGCGCUGACUCUGCCGGCCCUGGUCACCAAUCCAAUGCAUCCACUGGUUCUGCUGCCAUUGCCGCCGCUGGAGGUCCCGCCAAUACCACCGUUCAUCGGGUGCAACUCGACUUCAAGCCUACUCUUGAGGAUGAGAUGGAGCUGAGAGCCGGUCAGCUUGUGCGCCUUCUCCACGAGUACGAUGAUGGAUGGGCGCUCUGCAUUCGCUUGGAUAGAUCCCAGCAGGGUGUUGUACCGCGCACCUGUCUCUCCACUCGUCCGGUCAAGCCCAGACCUCCUCAAGCCCAGGGACCUAACCAAGGACCUCCUCGUGGUCCUCACAUGGGCCCUGGUGCUCCCCGCGGUCCCGGCCCCAACUUCCCUCCUGGUCAGCGCCCCAUGAACUCCCAAGGCGGUCCACCUUAUCCUCGACCCGAGUCACCCGCAGACCGUCCGAUGAACGCCGGUGGCCGACCUCAAUCCCCCGGUCCUCGCUACCAGGGUUCUCCGGCACAGCGGCCGCAGAGCCCCAGCGGAAUGGGAGGUCACAAGCCGAGUCCUCCAGGACCGAGCAGAAUCCCUCAGCCCAGUCGAAUGAACCCCAACGGUCCUCCUAGUGGACCCAUGAACGGGCCCCCGGCUCAGGGCCGCCCAGGCCCACCGAUGGGACCCGUCGGCCGCAAGCCCGUCCCUGGACAGGCUGUGUAA
Molecule: messenger RNA, 2007 nt
Organism: Colletotrichum orchidophilum
Lineage: Eukaryota; Fungi; Ascomycota; Sordariomycetes; Glomerellales; Glomerellaceae
Product: variant SH3 domain-containing protein
Exons: 2
Coding region: 1-2007 (668 amino acids)
Molecular function (GO): protein binding
Source: RefSeq, a predicted model, not a curated record